AUGCGGGAAAUAGCUACUCAGCAGUGUGGUAAUCGAUCAAUGGCGCUAUCAGCUCCUCCCAGUCAGGAACAGCCGUCGGGGAAGCAAUUCGGCUACCAGCUCGCUGCUGCUGUGAGGAGCAUCAACUGGACGUAUGCCAUAUUUUGGUCCAUUUCCGCCAGCCCGCGCCCACGCCACUCCUCAGUUCUGGCGUGGAAGGAUGGGUUCUACAACGGCGAGAUAAAGACAAGAAAGAUUGCCGGCUCGACCACUACGGAAGUUGCUCUUACAGCGGACGAGCGCGUCAUGCACAGAAGCAAGCAACUGAGGGAGCUCCACGAAUCGCUCUUGCCCGGCAACUCCAACAAUCGGGCAAGGCGACCUGCCGCCUCACUGUCACCGGAGGAUCUCGGGGACGGCGAGUGGUAUUACACCAUAAGCAUGACUUACACCUUUCACCCUAAUCAAGGGUUGCCAGGCAAAAGCUUUGCGAGCAAUCAACAUGUUUGGCUGUACAACGCUCAGAACGCAAACACCAGAGUUUUCCCCCGCGCGCUCUUAGCAAAGACAAUCGUUUGCAUUCCCUUAAUGGGCGGUGUGCUGGAGCUCGGAACGUCGGAUCAGGUUUUGGAGGACCCCGGCAUGGUGAAGCGGAUCAGCACGUCUUUCUGGGAGCUGCACUUGCCAUCAUCCUUGGAGUCGAAGGAUGCGAGCUCCAGCACAUCAGCAAACGAUACCAGGGAGGCCACCGACAUCAUCUUGUUCGAGGACUUUGACCACAACGACACAGUUGAGGGGGUCACCUCUGAGCAAAGGGAGGUCCAGUGCCUGUCCAACGUCAAUCUGGAGCGCCUCACAAAGCAGAUGGACGAGUUCCACAUCCUUCUCGGUGGACUGGACGUGCAUCCUCUCGAAGACAGAUGGAUCAUGGACGAGCCCUUUGAGUUUACGUUUUCCCCGGAACUGGCGUCGGCUAUGGAUAUGCCGAGCACCGACGAUGUCAUCGUCACUUUAAGUAGGUCUGAAGGCUCUCGUCCAUCCUGCUUCACGGCGUGGAAGGGAUCAUCCGAGUUGAAAUACGUGCCUGGCCAGGUCGUUGGGGAGUCACAGAAGUUGCUGACUAAAGUUGUGGCUGGUGGUGCAUGGGCGAGCAAUUAUGGCGGUCGCACCACGGUGAGAGCUCAGGAAAUUAACAACAACACCCAUGUCAUGACAGAGAGAAGACGCCGGGAGAAACUCAACGAGAUGUUCCUGGUUCUCAAGUCACUAGUCCCGUCCGUUCACAAGGUGGACAAAGCAUCCAUCCUCACAGAAACGAUAGGUUAUCUUAGAGAACUGAAGCAAAGGGUAGAUCAGCUAGAAUCCAGCCGGUCACCGUCUCACCCAAAAGAAACCACAGGACCGAGCAAAAGCCAUGUCGCCGGCGCUAGGAAGAAGAUAGUCUCGGCCGGAUCCAAGAGGAAGGCGCCAGGGUUGGAGAGCCCGAGCAAUGUCGCGAACGUGACGAUGCUGGACAAGGUGGUGCUAUUGGAGGUGCAGUGCCCGUGGAAGGAGCUGCUGAUGACACAAGUGUUUGACGCCAUCAAGAGCCUCUGUCUGGACGUUGUCUCCGUGCAGGCUUCCACAUCGGGUGGCCGUCUUGACCUCAAGAUACGAGCUAAUCAGCAGCUUGCGGCCGGUUCUGCUAUCGUGGCACCUGGGGCAAUCACUGAAGCGCUUCAGAAAGCUAUAUAG
Messenger RNA from Triticum aestivum (bread wheat), 1713 nucleotides. RefSeq names its product anthocyanin regulatory R-S protein-like. Bases 1 to 1713 code for a protein of 570 amino acids. Gene Ontology annotation, molecular function: protein dimerization activity. The record is from RefSeq and is a predicted model, not a curated record. Lineage: Eukaryota; Viridiplantae; Streptophyta; Magnoliopsida; Poales; Poaceae. The transcript is spliced from 9 exons.